This is a messenger RNA of Penicillium oxalicum, 2079 nucleotides long. RefSeq lists its product as uncharacterized. The record is from RefSeq and is a predicted model, not a curated record. NCBI's taxonomy places the organism in Eukaryota, Fungi, Ascomycota, Eurotiomycetes, Eurotiales, Aspergillaceae. The coding region runs from base 1 to 2079 and encodes 692 amino acids. The transcript is spliced from 5 exons.
AUGCGUAACCAUCACCCAAGCAAAGCAUCAUCUGCCUUUCCCCUCGCGCUCGUCAUUUCAGACGUCUUUACGCCCAAAAAUCUUGCAUUUACUGCUAGCGGCACCUCUGUAGGGUCAACGAUCCCGGAGGAAGACAGCCGGGGACUCUUGAGCGGUAUCCGCCCGGACUUACCCACCAGGAUGUCAGAGAACUCUGACUAUACGUCAGGGAACUCGGGAAACUCCCGAUCUCCAAGGAAUAUAAACAACUCGGGCAAUUACGACUAUCCUCCAGCGUCGCUGCCUCGACCCUCCCGGUUCUAUGAUGGUCAGCUUAGCGAGCAGUCAUUCCGUGAACGCUAUCCACACACACAAGACCUGAUCGAUACGCUGAGCAUUCAACAGAAUCCUAACUCCGUGGACAUCACCUCGUCGCCCUGGGUUCGUUUGAUCGAUAACGUCGGCAACGCUGAUCUAUCUACCGAUUCCAGGUUGAGUGAACUACUCAGGAUAGCCGCAGAGCGAACGGAUUCCCCAGAAGGAGAUCACGACGAGUUUGCACGGAGCACAGAGCCCGCCAGAUCAUCUACUCGUGAUAGCCUGCAUUACCUGCGAAGCCUUCUUCAGUCUGAGGAUAGCCGAUUCAGCGCCGAAGAAACAAGUCGUGCGUUAGAGACCUUGAAUCAAGAACUCGACGAACUUGGUGUCCCCGGGUGGUCUCCGUACAAUAGACACGGUGGAAAUCGUCCUGAAUCCACGGCGUCUUUUCGUAUUCCUCGCCCACCGCCAGUUGACUUGGUUCCGCCUCGGCCAGCCCGGAGAGCUCUGUGGGACCAGGUCCCAACCGACCCCAGCUCCAUGAACAACAAUACCUCAGAUACACAUUCAGAUCCUUCCCGCCCGACAACAAGCUACAGAAGUCUUCGUCGCAGGGCGGUUCGUCCUGACCUACGCAGUGCCAGCAAUCUCACCGAUCCAAUAGCCUUUCCGCCACUCAUGCCUCAGUCAGGCCCCUCUUCGUCGAGUCGAGAUAGCCACGGUCGGCUGAAACGGCGGAAGCUCGACUCCGACGAUCAUCGUGAAGGCUUACGGGGGUUUAACUACGGCCACAGGGGGCAGGUGGUUUCCGGUCCUUUGAAAAUGGAGAUUGCCAGCUGUGAUGGAGGCACUUUUGAGCCCGAGGGAGACAGUUCACACCCCGACAACGUCCUUCGUAAUGAUCAGUCCGUCUAUUGUACCAAGUCCAGCCGCUGCAACAUUGUUCUCCGACAUCGCGGCGAAGCGCCCUUCUGCUUGAGGAAACUCGUCAUCAAGGCCCCACGAACGGGGUUUGAUUCUCCCAUUCAGGAAGGCAUGAUAUUUGUGUCCAUGACAGCCGAUGAUUUGCUAUCCCGCACUGCGCAAUACCAGAUUCAAUACUCUCACGCGCGCCGUCGACGCCGCAACAGACGCUCCGGUCUGCAACCAUCUCAAGAGUACCUGAAUUCUUACCAAUCUCCAAUGCAAACUUCCACCCGAGCUUCCUCGGCAGUCUCAACCACCCAGCUGACGUCUGAAAAUGCUGCUCCUGGCCAAGACGCCUCCGAUCCACAGUCUGAUUUUCGGGUGAUGGUUGAUUAUGACGAUAAUUCUGAUGAUCAUCUGUUUGUGGAUCACGACGAUGACGAGGGCCCAUCUGUCAUGGAACUAGAAAGAGUGCAGGAAGAUGAGGAUGAGUGCUCAGAUAGCUCAGAGAGCACGAGUGAUGAUGAAGAUGACGAGACCACCACGGACAGCGUCUACCGUCGUCGUAUGGAGCUCCAGCGUCAACACAGACGCCGCUUUGGUAGUCUUGUGGAUCCUCGUUCCCCUCAUUCUUCUGCCCCGGCUGCAGCGUUGGUGGGCACGUCGUUAAACGGCGAAGUAAUGAAACCCCAUGCACGGUUUUUCAUUGAGCGUGAGAAGAGUAUGGUCAGCAUCAAAUUUGACCCGCCACCUUCUGGUCGAUACAUUUUGAUCAAAUUAUGGAGCCCCCGCAGCGAUGGUAACAUAGACAUUCAAAGCAUCAUUGCCCAUGGGUUUGCGGGGCCACGAUUCUUCCCCAGCGGUGGACUUCGGUGA